GAGUACCAAGCGCUCCGCGCAACUGGGGAGGGUAGAGCCAUCAUCAGUAGGACCCACAAACGCGUAAGAAACUUGGUAUUCUCCAAUCUUCCUUCCUCUUUCCUUGGCCAGUUGGAGUGAUGGACAGAAUCCUCAAAGAGUUCUGUGGCCUCUUUAAAUGCUCAUUCUGCCCCUCCAUUGGAAUCCCAAAAGCAUCACUCGGCUGAUCUGUUCCUUUUCAUAGUAUAUGUCUCAGGGAGCCAACGUUCUUCAUUCUUGUUGUACAGCAUUUGGCCUCCAUUCUCAUCUCCUGGUCUCCGGUGAGAUGAACGCUAAUUCCAACUGGUCCUAUAUUUGUUCUUCUGAUUCUUAGUUUCCUACUUCCUCUUUUGCAACUACCACCAUUGCUCUUGAAAACCCAGUUUAUUAGUAGACUCAAAUCAAGACCAGAUCUUUCAAAUUGCAAGAUGGGUGUCAAGGGUUUUGUAGAAGGAGGCAUCGCCUCGAUCAUUGCAGGGGGUUCGACCCACCCACUCGAUCUCAUCAAGGUCCGUAUGCAGCUCCAGGGAGAGUCCCAUGUCCCCAACCCAGCAACCAUUCAAACUCUCCGUCCAGCUUUCGCCUUCAACGCUUCAUCUACAACCGCCGCCGCUCCAGGUGUCAUACACGCUCCGCCACCUCCACCACCACGAUUGGGCGUCGUCGCUGUCGGCGUCAAGAUAGUCCAGACUGAAGGCGUCGCGGCCCUUUUCUCCGGCGUCUCUGCAACCAUGCUUCGUCAAACACUUUACUCUACCACUCGCAUGGGCCUCUACGACGUCCUCAAGCAUAAAUGGACAGACCCCAACUCAGGCAACAUGCCACUCAUGCGAAAGAUAUCAGCAGGCCUCAUCGCCGGCGGAAUCGGCGCUGCCGUCGGCAACCCAGCCGAUGUGGCCAUGGUACGCAUGCAAGCCGACGGCCGGCUGCCGGUGGCGCAGCGCAGGAACUACAAGAGCGUUGUGGAUGCGAUCGGACAGAUGACGAAGCAAGAAGGGGUCACUAGCCUGUGGAGAGGAUCGUCGUUAACGGUAAACCGGGCUAUGAUCGUGACUGCGUCUCAGUUGGCGACAUACGAUCAAGUGAAGGAGACGAUAAUUGGGAAUGAUGUGAUGAAGGAUGGGCUUGGUACCCAUGUGACUUCCAGCUUUGCCGCUGGGUUUGUGGCUGCGGUGGCAUCGAAUCCGGUUGAUGUGAUCAAGACGAGGGUGAUGAAUAUGAAGGUGGAAGGAGGAGCAGAGCCACCUUACGCCGGCGCCAUGGAUUGUGCCCUUAAGACUGUAAGGGCUGAGGGGCCAAUGGCUCUGUAUAAGGGUUUCAUUCCGACGGUCUCCAGGCAGGGGCCGUUCACUGUGGUGCUGUUCGUGACGCUCGAGCAGGUCCGAAAGCUGCUCAAAGAUUUCUAAAUUCUCCGCUAGAUGAUGACGAACAAAAUUUACCCAUUUAAAAAAAAAAAAAAAUUAGUAACAAUUGCUGUUAUUCCCUAAUUUUUAUUUUUAGGUGGGGAUUUUAGGGGGGGGGGGGGGAGUGGAUUGUACUAGAUCCCUGAAAUCUGGGAAGGAACUAGGAAUCGAAGUGGAAACUAGAGUAUGAGUUAGUAUUAUUUUAAGAGUUCUAUUGUUACAUGGGUAUUGAAUUUGGAUCCACUACUUUGUCCUCAGGAUCAUGUUGGAGAAUGGAGGCAUUAUAAUGAAAUUUGUUGUUUGCUAUGAAA
This is a messenger RNA of Macadamia integrifolia, 1732 nucleotides long. RefSeq names its product mitochondrial uncoupling protein 5-like. Lineage: Eukaryota; Viridiplantae; Streptophyta; Magnoliopsida; Proteales; Proteaceae. Gene Ontology annotation, biological process: oxaloacetate transport; thiosulfate transport; succinate transmembrane transport. Gene Ontology annotation, molecular function: malate transmembrane transporter activity; antiporter activity; thiosulfate transmembrane transporter activity. Gene Ontology annotation, cellular component: mitochondrial membrane. The record is from RefSeq and is a predicted model, not a curated record. The coding region runs from base 447 to 1424 and encodes 325 amino acids. The transcript has a single exon.